AUGACUGAACCUUCAAUUAUUCCUGCAAGUGAACAACAUACAGCUACUAUUAUCUUCUUACAUGGUUUAGAUGAUGUUGGUAAAACUUGGUUUGAUGAAUUUAAUAUGUUUGAUAUACCAAAAAGAGUACGACAUGUCAAAUAUAUAUUUCCAACAGCUUCAAUUAUAAACAUAUCAAAAAAUAAUGGAACACCAAUGACUAGUUGGUUUGAUGUUUAUGGUUUUGAUGAGCAAGCUAAAGAAGAUCAAGAAGGUAUCGAAAAAGCAUCACAACUUUUAAAUAGUUUUGUUGAAGAAGAAAUUAAAAAUGGAAUUCCACCAGAUCGUAUAAUGGUUGGAGGAUUUUCAAUGGGUGGUGCAGUGGCUCUUCAUACAGCAUUGGUAUCUCCUCAUACACUUGGUGGUGUGUUAGCUCUCUCAACAUGGCUUCCUCUAUUAAAUACUUUUCCUAAAGCACUUGUAGCUAGUGAUAAAAAAGUAAAUUUACCUAUUCUUCAAUGUCAUGGUAAUAAAGAUUUGAUAAUACAAAUCAAUCGAGCUCGCUUAUGUGAAGAAAAUUUUAAAGCAAUGGGCUUUAAACAAUAUAUAUUUAAAGAGUAUGAUGGUAUGGAUCAUACAAAUUGUGAACAAGUUAUUUUUUUACAUGGUCUCGGUGAUGUUGGAACAAGUUGGCAUGAAAUAUUUAAUAUGUAUCGUAUUGCAAAAUCUGUUCCAUAUGUGAAAUUUAUUUUUCCAACAGCUCCGAUACAAAAAGUCACAUUGAAUAUGGGAAUGGCUAUGACGAGUUGGUUUGAUAUCUUUGGACUUGAUCCAUAUACAAAAGAAGAUCAAGAAGGCAUUGAAAAAUCAUCAAUAUUUUUAAAAUAUCUUGUUGAAGAAGAAAUUAGAGAAGGAAUUCUUCCUGAACGCAUUAUAAUUGGUGGUUUUUCUAUGGGUGGUGCAAUUGCACUUCAUGCAGCAUUGACAAGUCCUCAUACACUUGCAGGUGUUAUAGCUUUAUCAACAUGGCUUCCUUUAUCAACAACAUUUCCUGAAGCACUUGUAUCAGGUGAUAACAAAGUUAAUUUACCGAUUCUGCAAUGUCAUGGUGAUCAAGAUCCAUUGGUACAAUUAAGAUGGGCUCGACUUACUGAACAAGGUAUUAAAGCAAUGGGUUUUAAACACUAUACAUUUAAAGAAUAUCAUGAUAUGGGACAUUCAUCGUGUGGCCGGGAAAUGAAAGAUGUUAGUUCAUUUAUUAUACAACAUUUGCCAAAAAUAGAUUAA
Messenger RNA from Rotaria sp. Silwood1, 1266 nucleotides. Lineage: Eukaryota; Metazoa; Rotifera; Eurotatoria; Philodinida; Philodinidae. The record is from the annotation of a GenBank genome assembly.